Molecule: messenger RNA, 3721 nt
Organism: Pelodiscus sinensis (Chinese soft-shelled turtle)
Lineage: Eukaryota; Metazoa; Chordata; Testudines; Trionychidae
Source: RefSeq, a predicted model, not a curated record
CAGCUAAAAAGUGGGAUGUCGUCUUUAUUCCACGUUACUACUAUCAGGCACUGCAGCACCAUUCCUUACGAUAUUUCUACUCUCAAGAUGGAGCCAUCUCCAUUUAACAGAAGACAAUGGACGUCACAAUCUCUGAGAAUCACUGCCAAAGAACUUUCUCUGGUCAACAAGAAUAAGUCCUCGGCUCUCUUGGAGAGAUUCUCUAAGUAUCAGAAGGCAGCUGAAGAAGCUACUGCAGAGAAAAAAAGAAAUAACACAGAAAAUCUUCCUCCUCUUUUUAGAAGGGGGACUCUGAGUGUGUUGAAGAAGAAGUGGGAGAAUCCAGUAUCGGGAACAGAGUCUCUGAAGGAAGACCUACAAAGCAACUGUACUGAGGUUAGGCAGAAGGUCGUCAAUUUGAGUGUUGGAGUAGAAAGCAACCCUGCCUCUGUAGCAGAAACGGACCAAAUGUCCAGGGUCUAUACUAGAUCUCCACUCCGAUCGCCUUCUGGAGCUUCUGGCCAACUGCAGUAUCCAAGAGUUGACAGCAAGGAGACCAAGAGCCAUAAACUGGAGAGUGGCAAAAUGGAAAAUGGUGUAAGAGAAUCCAGACAAGAAGUAGGCAAACCUGAGGCCAGUGAAAACCCAGACUCUCCAGGGAAGAUAGAGAAAUAUAGCAUUCCACUAAACAAACUAAAGAUGAUGUUUGAGAAGGGUGAUUCAACUCAAACAAAGAGUUUUCGGGACCGGAGUAGGACUGCAAGUAGCAGGAGAAUCUCUGAAAACAGCUUCUCUUCAGAGGACCUUGACAUCAGCUCUGCUUCAGAUCACGUCAUGUGUAGCUCUCCAACACUGAACUCAGACAAGCCAGAGAGUAGAAGAAACCUGGAGAUGCCUCUCCUGACAGAAACGUCAAUAAAGGAUAGACUGGCAAAGUAUCAGGCAGCUGUGUCCAGGCAAGGCAGCUCCAUAGGCCAUAUGAAUGAGAUUGAAGCCAGUGAAAUCAAGAGUUACAAGUCUGAGCAGAAGGAGAAUGUUCCACCAAGUCCAGAGGACUCCAUUUCCCAUCGAGAUCAGGAGAAGGUUUUCUUGGGUGAGAAGAGUCUGGGUUUCCACUCUCGUCUUUCUGAAGAUGGCACCGUUGAACUAAACUCAGAGAGUGAGUGUGAAACCAAGAGGCGUGUCUACACAAAGCAGCAGAACACUGAUUCCAAACCAACGAGCCAGACUGACACCUUGCCACCAAAAGCAGUGAAGAAGUUUCAGUUGCCAGCAAAGGAAACCUGUGUUGCAUGUCAGAAGACAGUGUACCCAAUGGAACGCCUCUUUGCCAAUCAGCAGGUGUUUCAUAUCAGCUGCUUCCGCUGUUCCCAUUGUAACAGCAAACUCAGUCUUGUAACAUAUGCAUCUCUGCAUGGAAACAUUUAUUGCAAACCUCACUUCAAUCAGCUCUUCAAAGCCAAAGGCAACUAUGAUGAAGGUUUUGGGCACAAACAACACAAGGAACUAUGGGUAACCAAAACUGAGAACGAAGAAUCCUUGGAGAAAUCUGGCGACACUGUAAAUACAACAGAAGGCCCUCAAAGUCCAGGAGUAGAGGAUGCCCCAAUUGCAAAAGUGGGAGUUCUGGCGGCUAGCAUGGAAGCAAAAGUGGCAUCUUUGCCUGAAAGGGAAGAGAAACCAGCAGAAACGAAGAAACUGAGAAUUGCCUGGCCACCUCCAUCAGAGCUAGGUAGUUCAGGAAGUGCUUUGGAAGAAGGUAUCAAAGUAUUUAAGCCGAAGUGGCCCCCAGAAGAUGAGGUGUCCAAACCAGAUGUGCAGGAGGAUGUAGACCUAGAUCUUAAAAAGCUACGAAGAACAUCCUCACUGAAAGAAAGAAGCCGUCCAUUUACAGUAGCGGCCUCAUUUAGAACAAUGUCUGUUAAAGGCCGUAGAACAGAGAAUGUGCCUUCUCUUUCCAAAGCAGACAGGGUUAUGGUAAAAACAAGUGAAGAACUAGACCGUGAAGCAACGAUGGAAAGAAAGCAAAAGGAAAAAAAAGCUGAGAAUGGUAACAUCCUUAACACUGAAGAAAAGAACAAAGAACGGGAGGAAGAAGAAAGACAAAGUGAAGUACCUGAUAUCAAGGCAUACAGGGAAGAGAACAUGGUACAGAAUGGUAUGGAGACAGAUGAGGAAGAAAAUGCCACAGCACAGCAGCCAUCUCCAGAUGAAGAAAUAUUUUACUCCAACUCUCCUAAACGUCUCAGUGUAUCGAAUGUGGUUACUGGUGAGGAAUUACCCGUUAAUCAGAAUAGCAAAUCCAGAGAUGAUGGGUUCCGGGAAGGUGAAGAUGUGGAAGAUCUAUCUGUGGAAGAACAGAUCAAGAGGAAUCGUUACUAUGAAGAAGAGGAUGAAGAAUAAAUUGGUCUUUCACUAGAAAACUUUCUGCAAGGUGCUGGGCCUUAAACUGGUGUGUGUUAGCUUUUAACAAGCAUCUGCCCUCUGUGAAAGUGAUGCUAUACUAUGUGUUCAUACAUUAGAAAACAGAAUAUACAGUUGAAGGAGAAAAGUACCGUAGAAACCUGCAAAAAUCAUAUCUAGCUGUAUGGAAAUGUUUGAUUCCUUGGUGUGAGAGAGUUGUUCCUAAAUCAAGUAAUCAAAACUCACAGCAUGAGAACACUGAUCUAUUCUGUACUCUAGUCACUGUUGUAUUUCUUUGUUUGUGCUUUGGCACUUAUUCCAGUAACAGUAGUUUGCAGGAUUCCACUGUGCUCCACAGUGGAAUUAAACACUUUCUAUAAUACACUAUUACCACUAUGAAUACGACUGUAGUGCUUGGGGACCAAUUCCAAAGGGAUUUGUGGGCCUGCUUUAAAAAUUGUGACUGAAUGCACUUUAAUACAUGUAAAGGGCACAGCUGGGAUGUUUUCCUCAUGAAAACACUAAUUUUCUUUGUGCUUAGUGUUUUGCAACUAAAAUAUCUUAAGUACAAAGAUGCAAUGAGAUUAUUUUUUGAUUUGCUUGCUCUUGAUCAGUGGAAAAACUUCCUACUUUGCACUCUGCUCUCCUGUGUACAAGAGAGACUAAUUCUAAACUGGAAUUAAUAGGUAGUACAGCCCUCUAGCUGACUAAUGCACCAGCAUAUCCCUUACUGGAAUAGCAGCAGUACAGAUCCCAUUGCUGGUACUCUUGAAGACAAGCCAUCCCUUUCACGGAGUCUGCAGGGCAUUAGUUUUAUAUUCCAUGUGCAUUUUUAGGUGAUUUUUUUUCCUGCUUUACUUUUCUUUCACUUCUGAUUCACUUAAAACUGCAAAUAACAUCUGUAAGGCCUUUUAACAGUUAUUAAACCCUACUUGUUCCAAACUGCCAGAGACCUUUUUUUUUAAUAGCUACAAUGUGAUACUUACACAUACAAAGUCUGAGAAUCAGUGGGGUUCUUUCCUGGAACUGGAUUCUAGCAAAAAAAAAAAUAUUUAACAGUGUGGCCAAGAGGGGCUGUCUUAGACUUCUGGCUAGGGGCUCCCCAUGAAGGCUAUGCCCAUUUGCUACAUUUUAGUACUUUUUAAAAAACUUGACUGGAUUGAUUUUACAAGUAAUUUGGAAGGGGAGGUAUGGUUUAUUCCUACAAUAGUUCUUUCUCUGUACUAUACAAUUUGAGAAUUGUCUUAACUAUUUUAGAGAUGUAAAAUAUUCUACUUCAUUCCAGUCUUGCUACGUAUGAAACAUUUGUAUUCAAUAAAGCUUUGUCAUUAACUUUGAA